This is a messenger RNA of Aspergillus neoniger CBS 115656, 596 nucleotides long. RefSeq lists its product as uncharacterized. The transcript has 3 exons. The coding region runs from base 299 to 487 and encodes 62 amino acids. NCBI's taxonomy places the organism in Eukaryota, Fungi, Ascomycota, Eurotiomycetes, Eurotiales, Aspergillaceae. The record is from RefSeq and is a predicted model, not a curated record.
CAACGAUUCGCCCCUCCAUCGGCAUGCGGGAUCGGCUGCGAUCCUACAUUGGGCAGCUGGCGGGCGGGCCUGCCCUGCUCCUAUCCCUCAUGCUGCAUAGCGCCUGGCAACUGGGCUUAGUCUCUCCCGGGUCUGGAUGCUGUAGGCCAGCGACAACCACCUGGUCCAUUAUUAAUUCCUGAUGCAUUGGCAAUGAUACCUUGGGAAAACGAUAUGUGCAUGAUCGUCAUAAGUCCACUCCCUCUCCACCAACUUCAAGACUUAGUCCUCUCUGCUUCCGGCUUCGAGACCGCAUGACAUGGGCACCGUCCGCACUGGAUGGGUCAUCGGAAUACCGAGUGCAAACAAGCUGCAGGCUGCACUAUUUUCCAAGUCAUUCUAUCUAACGGAUAUUUGUGUUGUGACAAUGGCUAACUACUGGCUCAUACGUAGAGGGUUUUUCUCAGCGCGAUCCGACCAAGGAGACGACAGUUCAUCAACAAAAUGAAUUCGCUUUGAUAGCGCAGAGAAAUCCACCCUAGUCCGAGAUCACCAUAGGCGCACAGUAUAUUACGCAAAAGGAAUGGUAGAUAACUAGAGAGCAUACGGGAUAAUCU